AUGCAGUUUCCCUACACCUCUUCGACUGCCAACUCCAUUUCUAGCGCCGCCUCCCUACCCCCACAUCCGUACCAUCGCUCCGGCCACCCUACAUCAUCGCCCACCGACGGCGUAGCCAAGUGUUCUGCUGUUCGCCGCCUGAUAUUGGUCCUGGUUUCUAUGUUCAUCAUAUUCAGCUGUAUCAUCUCGAUAGCAUGGCUUAUCCUAAAACCCAAAACUCCCCUUUUCAAAGUUGAUUCCCUCAACGUCUCCAAUUUUGUUGUCUCUGAAUCACAACAGAUCAUAAGGGGAAGGUUUGGCAUCGUAAUCCUCAUGACUAAUCCCAACAAGAAAAUAAACUUGUACUUUGACAAUUUCGAUGCAUCUGUGGUUUACCGGAAAACCCCUCUUUCUAUGACUUCGAUUAAACCUCUCUCUUUGGAGAAGAUGGAACGAACAAGCUUAACUGCCGAGCUAAAACCCAAUUCGCAUCGCUGUCUGAAGGGAGAGGAGUUGAAGGACCUUGGCGGGAAGUUAAGGCGUGGGUGGGUUGACUUUGACGUGAACAUGGGGGUUUCAACAACGUUUAGAGCUGGAAAUUGGCUUAGCAUGAGAAGAUCAAUGGCUGUUAAUUGCAAGAACCUCAAGGUUAUCUUCUCAUCUUCUUCUAAAUCAACUGGAAUGCUCGAAGAUCAAAUCAUAGAAAAUUGCGUGGGUGUUUAA
This is a messenger RNA of Carya illinoinensis, 702 nucleotides long. Its product is annotated as NDR1/HIN1-like protein 10. Gene Ontology annotation, cellular component: plasma membrane. The record is from RefSeq and is a predicted model, not a curated record. The transcript has a single exon. The coding region runs from base 1 to 702 and encodes 233 amino acids. NCBI's taxonomy places the organism in Eukaryota, Viridiplantae, Streptophyta, Magnoliopsida, Fagales, Juglandaceae.